AUGAAGUUACUUUCAUCCAUAUUCUUUCUCAGUCUCACUUUAGCAACAACUUGUCUAUCAGAUAAAGCUCCUAAAAUCAAAAAGAAUCCCAAAAACAUUGUCGCCAUUGCUGAUUUUCCAUUUGGUGGCAAUAAGGAUAUCAAAGGAAAUGUUGUCUUUACUUCAUCAGGUAAACAUGUAAAUGUUCACGUUGACAUGACUGGAUUCCCUCAUAAUGAAGGUCCAUUUUAUUACCAUAUUCAUGAACGAUCAGUACCGGAAAACGGCAAUUGUGAAGCUUGUGGAUUGCAUUUCAACCCAUACAACUCCAGUCCUGAUUGUCUUGCUCAAAAACAUGAUGGGUAUUGUCAAGUGGGUGAUUUAUCAGGUAAACAUGGUGCUGUAAAUAGUACUUGUUUUGAAUUCAAAUUCACUGAUCCAUAUUUGUCAUUAAACAAGAGAUCAAAGAGCUAUAUUGUUGGUAGAAGUUUGGUUUUCCAUUAUGCAAACAUGACGAAAUUGGCUUGUGCUGAUAUUGAAUUGGCAAAUGAUUUGCGCCUUCAAAGUUUAAUGGAUGAAUAUGUUCAAACUGAUGAUACGGUACAAAUAGCCCAGUUGAAACAAUCAUUGGAUCAAGGUUACUCUUUUGAUGCUUUGGAAGCUUUGAGAAAUGAAGUGUAUGAAAGUGAGGAUGAUGAAGUGACGAAUGAGUUAUUGCCACCAUCUUUGGAACAGGAAAUCAAACAGCCAAAUGAAGAACCAGCAGCACCGGUGAUUAUUGAUAACGAGCAAAAUGACAAAGACAAUUCGGAAGAUCUUUCUCGAUCAAAGAAUUUCAAACACAUCUUGCAAGACGUCAAAGUGUUGCCGCAAAAACUAGUCAACAAAACCAAAAAUCAUUGGUCCAAAGAAGACGAGGGCAAAUUUGGCAAAACCAAAUUGGACAAGUUAAUUCAUCACUCAUCAAUCGAUUCACCAAAUUCAUCGGAAUUGAAAUUGUAUCAAAACCAAACCAAUGUCACCUUGCAUGGAAUUUCUGAAGAUUGUUCACCAAAUUCAAGUUCUGCCUUGUUUGCAACCUUGUCAACUUCGUUUCUUUAUGCAAUGAUGAAUUCAUUAAUGAUUGGGUUUAUCAUCAUGUUGUUGAUAUGA
Lodderomyces parapsilosis is the source of this 1131-nucleotide messenger RNA. It is a transcript of the gene SOD6, whose product is annotated as Sod6p. The transcript has a single exon. The coding region runs from base 1 to 1131 and encodes 376 amino acids. The record is from RefSeq and is a predicted model, not a curated record. NCBI's taxonomy places the organism in Eukaryota, Fungi, Ascomycota, Pichiomycetes, Serinales, Debaryomycetaceae. Gene Ontology annotation, molecular function: superoxide dismutase activity; copper ion binding. Gene Ontology annotation, biological process: removal of superoxide radicals. Gene Ontology annotation, cellular component: extracellular region.